AUGAGUGAAACAAUUACAUCAAGAUCGCCUCUCCCAGACAUGUUCCCGAGGAUGGGAAUAAAUGGGAUGAUGGAGCCACCACGGAGCCCGGUUUCAAGGUUGAUUUAUACAAAUUCUGGACUUGCAAUAUUGGCUAUGGCACAACCUACUGAAAAGAAGGAAGGGCGUAUGAACAAUGGUAAGAGGAGGGUGCAAUGGGAGUGAAUGGGUGAUUGUAUUCAAACACACCGGCCACCUCUACGCCUUAUUAACAGCCAAGAAUGGCUUUUUGUGAUGAUUGAAACCGUCAAAAAAAGGUACUUGACUGGGUAUAUACUUGACUGGGUAUAUGCUUCAAAGCCUGCCAAGUUAGUCAUAUUUGGUUAAGUCACAGGGCCAUUUCUGAAAUAGGACAAGAUUGUUGCAAUGAAAUUUAUACUUGAGCAUGGUAAAAGUGAGAAGGACAAGCAGAGUUUGAGACAAGAAAUUGAGGUGUUUACCUUAUUCCCGAUAAUUUUAGUUUGUGUAAUUCUAUUUAAACUUCAUCUUGUCAUCCAUUAGGUUGUUGUUUAGAUUAUGGAUUAGUUCAACUUUCAUUAAUUCUCUUCCUUUUAUUCCAUUUAUUUACUGAAAAAGAAUCAGUUGUAUUCUUAAUCAAUUAUGCUUUUGAUUUCUUCAAAAUGGAGCUGGUAUGUAACGAACAACUCAUAUUAUGGAUUUUGUUAUUUGACUUUGGUGGAAUGACGAACUAUUAUUAUUUUUAGCUUUUUACAACAACAUUUUGGGGAAUAAAAAUCGAUUUUUGGCAGAAUGGUAACAACUGAUAUAAACCUUGAUUGUUGUUUCUGUAAUAUGCACUACAUCAAUUAUUAUUGCAAGGGAGAAUGACUUGCUUCCUUCUAUUUUUUCAGGUAUGCUAUUCUUAUUGUUGUCAUUUUAAAUAGAUGAUUACUAUAAGCUUGGUAAUUUAAUGUCAUUUAUUUUUUUGGAAUGUAAUGACUCAUUCAGAUUCCAUGGUCAUUCCAUUCCACUCCUUUUUUAUUCCAUUCC
Molecule: messenger RNA, 1029 nt
Organism: Lactuca virosa
Lineage: Eukaryota; Viridiplantae; Streptophyta; Magnoliopsida; Asterales; Asteraceae
Source: the annotation of a GenBank genome assembly